ACCAGAGAUGUUCACCGAAUACCACGAGGGAUUCCGUAACCAAGUCCAAUCAUGGCCCGAAAACCCCGUCGACGUAUUCAUCCGCCAAUUGAAAGACAGGAGAAAGGCGAACAAACUCCCCAAGGACGGAAAGGGCGUGACGACGGUGAUUGAUCUCGGAUGCGGUGACGCCAAAAUCGGGCAAACAUUCACUGCGCCCGCUCCCGACGCCGGUAAAGAUCUCACGAUCAAAUCCUACGAUCUACGCUCCGUAAACCCAGUCGUCACCGCUGCCGAUAUCGCGAAUCUUCCUUUGGCGAAUGAGAGUGUGGAUAUUGCGAUCUUCUGUCUUGCGCUCAUGGGGACGGAUUUCAUCGCUUUCCUACGUGAAGCGCGGCGUGUACUCCGUGUCGGGGGCGAACUCUGGAUCGCUGAGAUUCGGUCCCGAUUCGCUGAUGCCGCCGUCGAUGAACCCUCCUCCUCCACUGAUAAGAAGGAUAAGGGAGGAAAGAACAAAGACAAAGCAGGUGCAGAAGCGAACGCUUUCGUGAAGAGGUUGAAAGGGAUGGGGUUCAAACAUUCCUUGACGGAUGGGAGUAACAAGAUGUUUGUGAGGAUGGAGUUCACGAAAGAGAAGGAGGUUAGCAAGAAGAAGGAGGAGGGAGGAAAUGUGCUUGAGGAGGCGAGGGAUGAGGAGGGGAGGUUGUUGUUGAAGCCUUGCGUUUAUAAAAAGAGAUAGAGUGCGAGGCCGCUCGAGAAGUAACGCGACUUCACUGGGGGCUGCAUUGUGCAAUUCCUGACCAGCAAAGCCCCGCCGAGUAGAGUGUCAAAGAGAAAUGCUGUGCUGUG
Molecule: messenger RNA, 828 nt
Organism: Saitoella complicata NRRL Y-17804
Lineage: Eukaryota; Fungi; Ascomycota; Saitoellomycetes; Saitoellales; Saitoellaceae
Exons: 1
Coding region: 8-718 (236 amino acids)
Biological process (GO): ribosomal large subunit biogenesis; rRNA methylation
Cellular component (GO): nucleolus
Molecular function (GO): rRNA (adenine) methyltransferase activity
Source: RefSeq, a predicted model, not a curated record